Molecule: messenger RNA, 1931 nt
Organism: Geodia barretti
Lineage: Eukaryota; Metazoa; Porifera; Demospongiae; Tetractinellida; Geodiidae
Source: the annotation of a GenBank genome assembly
GCAUCAGGUCCUUCUACACUGAAUGUCAGCUGGCUUGCUCCUCUCCUCUACCCUGAAGUUGUAUUGGGUUAUAUAGUGCGAUGUGCACCGGAGAGUGACAAUUCCAACAUCAUGGAACUCUCAAGAUUAAACACAAGAUUCAACGCCCAGUUCCAUAAUUUGAUACCAAACACAACCUACAACUGUGAAGUACAUACAACUAGCAAUUUUGGGAAUAGCACCCCAGCUACAGACACUUCCAGCACCCUUCCACGAGAGAAUGCAACAGGACUCUCCAACGUAAGAGCAGGGCAAUUAUCUUAUGCUCCAAGACUUAGAGAAAAUGAAUCAAGUACCUCAGUGAUUGUCAUUGAGUGGGGUGUUUCUUCUACAAACAUUCCUAACUCAAUUCUCUAUGAAGUUGAGUAUACCCUGACUCCAUUUCGUCAACCUGCAAUGGAUCCAGCGAAAACGUUUACUACAGAUACAUUCAUUCGUCUGGAAAAUCAAACAUUUUUCACUGAAGUGAAUGUUACUGUAACUCCUCAUACUCUAUGGUUGGAGUCUGAUGAUAGUUUAUCUGUCACCUCUGUCUUUUCAUCACCUCCCAGGGCACCAGGAAAGGUUAUGAAUGUCAAGGCAUAUGUGUUCCGACCAAGUCUAGAGGAUGAUAAUGCAAUUACUGCUCUUAUUGUAUGGGAUCCUCUUGAUGGCACUGUUAGUAACUACAGUGUGAGCAUAAGCGGUGGUUCAGCAAAUCUUGAGUUAACGACCAUGGAGAAUGAAUCUUACGUCAUUGUAAGAGAAUUUUCCGAUUUAAACGUGCUCUCCUAUCCUUUGAAGAAUAAUGAAAUGUACAAUGUGCAGGUGUCUGCUGUUAAUAAUGGAGGUACUGGAGUUUCGUCUGAUUCGAUUACUCUCUCAACUAAUGAUGUGAGUCCACCACAAGAGCUGUUGGCAGUAACCAGUGGUCAGUCAUUUCUAUACGGAGGCUCUGGAAUAGGAGCAACGUAUGUGGCUGUUCACCCAGUCUCUGUGAAUACCAUCUCGCGACUUAUGUACUGGUACAACAGUACCAUAAACUCUAUACUGAUGCAAUCACUGGAUGGAGAUACAAUAUCUGUUUUUCUGAAAGAUCUUCAAAUCAAUGUCUCCACUAUGGCGUUUGAGUGGCAAGGAGAGAGACUCUAUAUGGCUGGACAGAAUUUAGCUACCAACCUGUUUGAAUUGUGGCGGGUACCGGUGGUGUAUUCGUACAAUAUUGAAAGAGUGCACACAAUCCUCGAUCCUGUGAAGUCUUUGACCAAUUUGGUUGUGGACUCUUUUCGAAGGGGGAGAGCAUACUGGCUCCAAGAGAAUAACGAUGGAAAUGUGUCCCUAGAAUUGCUACACCUGGGUAGCAAUGUACAACAACAGGAGACUGUCAAUCUCUCUAACCUUACUGUGUCAGCUCUUACUCUUGAACCACACACUGGGGAUCUCUGGGUUUCAAACAAAACCAAUGGGAAAAUACUCAGAUGUCCAUGGAGUAGUGGAGCUUGUGAAGAGGUGGUCAAUACAGAUAUGAUGGUAACCAGUAUCACGCAGGAUGAAAGUAUGAUGUAUUGGACAAAUGGUUCUGUCAUUGCAUCAGUUGAUGUUGCUGAAUCUAGUACGCCAAAUGUGUGGAUCCCUUUUGAAGACUGCAAAAUAAUUUCUAUACGCACAUUAAGCCCUGGCCAACAACCUCAGUAUUGUAAGAAAAAGCACCAAGUAUUACCACCUUUCUGGUACCACAUGCAUUUAACGAUUUUUAUAUAACUCUACUGCAAAAUGAACGUAAUAGGAAAAAGAUCCUGACUGUGAUUAAGUGUUAUUGGCAUAGCAAAGUACUGUUCACAUGUACAGUACUGUAGGAAUAACAUGUGUGACUUAGAACUAACUUAUGAAAAAAUCACACUUUUAAAGGACGU